AUGUGAUAUUGACAGACAAGAAAGGCUACUUAACAGAAAUUAUAAAGGCUUAUUCAGCAAUCCAACGGAACAUAAGAUGGACUGCGAAAAAUCUAAUGAUCAAAUCACUGAUACGACUGGAUUCGAUGAGUUAGGAGCAGGCUCGAAUGAAUCAUCUAAAGGUCGACCUAAUAUUCGUUGUUGUGAAACAAAUAUAAAAAUCGUUGCUGAUAACGAACCUUUCACACAUAAUGGGGUAACAAGAACCCCUGUGAUAAGUUCAAUGUUUGGUGGAGGUUUGAUAACAAAUGAACAGUUUCGGGUUGAAGGUGAAUGUAUGAAUUUAUCACCAUGUGGUAAAUACAAUCGUGGUAAAUGUACGCAGGAGUUUGGGUUUACAGAGGUUUUGGUGAACAGUUUACAGAACCCGCGAGAGUACGAAUUUGUAUCUGUACGAUAUAAAUCAUUCUGUAGGUGUUCAUAUUUCGGAGUCGGAUAAAGUUUAAUUAUACAUGUACAAAGUCCAAAGUGAAAAUACUAUUUUUGAACUACGCUUUAAUUUUGUAAAGUAAUAAAAGUCAUGUGAAGAACAAUUCUGUAUAUGUUUCUGCAAUCAAUCAUAUUGUAUUAAUUCAUUUAGUUGCAUGUUUAUACAUUCAUUGAUAUUCCAAUUGUUUUUAUUCAUCUAAUGUUAUGAUGAUCUCAGGUUUUGUAAAUGAAACAGUCCUGAUCAUUUAAGAAAACAAAAAUAUAAUGUUCAUCAAAACAAGGAUUGGUUGAUCGCAUUGUACAAUUCUAAGACACUAAUUGCCUAAU
Messenger RNA from Mytilus trossulus (common blue mussel), 795 nucleotides. RefSeq lists its product as uncharacterized. NCBI's taxonomy places the organism in Eukaryota, Metazoa, Mollusca, Bivalvia, Mytilida, Mytilidae. Bases 77 to 478 code for a protein of 133 amino acids. The record is from RefSeq and is a predicted model, not a curated record. The transcript is spliced from 3 exons.